AUGCUAAACUUCGUAUUUGUGAAAGCUGCUAUACUUUACAAUCUUUAUUCUUUGUUUUUAUAUAAAUGUGAUGCAGCAUCAUACGAACGUGGUCCAUUUAUGCCGCCAGAACGAGACCAAUUUGGCGGAGGAUACCACCGACCAUCUAAUGUGCACCAGAAGCCAGUAUCACCACCAGGACCUUUUCAUCCACCACAAAAAACACCACAGAUCUAUCCACCAGUAGAUCACAUUCCACCACAAAAACCACCGCAGAUAUAUCCUCCAUUUGAUCACAUUCCACCACAAAAACCACCCCAGAUAUAUCCUCCAUUUAAUCACAUUCCACCACAAAAACCACCCCAGAUAUAUCCUCCAUUUGAUCAUAUUCCACCACAAAAACCACCGCAGAUAUAUCCACCGUUUGAUCACAUUCCACCACAAAAACCACCGAUGUAUCCAAAAAUAUCUGGUUCAUUUCCACCAAAAUCACAAAUGCCUCUUACGCAACAACAAUCAUAUAUUUCACGGCCAGUAGUGCAACAACCACAUGCACAUGUCUCAGAGGAAGAAGACUAUUAUCAGCCAACCACUGAUACAGAAAAGCCAUUGACAUAUGUUCCCCCUGCAAAUGUUCCACGAAAAUCACAAUCAUAUGAUCGACCAUCUAGCCAGAGUUAUUCUUCUGAAGGUAGUUAUUCUUCUCAAGGAAGUUAUUCUUCUGGAAUUGGCAAUUCUGACUUUGGAACACCAGAGGAGCCUUUACGACGCAGACCACGUUUCGCUGCUCUGAGCUUGUAUGAUCAAGGAUUUUUCCGCCCAUGA
Dracunculus medinensis (Guinea worm) is the source of this 804-nucleotide messenger RNA. The record is from the annotation of a GenBank genome assembly. NCBI's taxonomy places the organism in Eukaryota, Metazoa, Nematoda, Chromadorea, Rhabditida, Dracunculidae.